UGGAUCCCCGUGCUUCGUUAGCGCGGCUCGGCCCAGCUGGACCAGGGAGGAGCCUCCCGGCCCGGGAGCAGCGAGAUGCAGGCGAUAGAGGAAAGAGAAACCACUUCAUCAAUGGCCAAAGGAGAUAAGGACACUAAGACAGAACCAGAAGAAUUCUAUUUUCAGUCACUUAUAACUGAUGUAUUUAAUGGCAAAGGAUUUCAGAAAAUAAAUGAACUAUUUCCUCUAAAAGUGACCUAUGUUCCUCAAAAAUGUGACAAACCGCUACUGAAUCAUCUCGACAGGCUGAUAAAUAAGGAAUUGGAUAAGAAUGAAUUCCACAAUGUCUCACUGUUGCUGAAAUGCAUUAAACAGUUCUUCAAAGGUGAUCUUGAAGAAGAUGAACAUUUGUUAAUCCGUUAUGGAUUUAUUUCAAAGAUGGUUUCCUGGUUUGAAAGAACAAUAGGAUUUCUGACCAUCAAAGAGCUGGCCUUAACUCCGUCCUUAAUUAAUGUGACAGAGGAUUUUUUUGACAUUGCAUUGGUCAUUUUGAAACGCAGUAGUGAAGGAAAAAUCCAGUUGUUGGAUUCAUUCUUACUCAGCAUAGGACUGGUAGUUACAGAGAAGAAAAUCAGUUUUAUCAUUCGGCAAGAGGCCUUGAGGACCCUAAACUCCAUUCUGGACACAUUACCCCGUGAAGAAAGAAAGAAAUUAUCUUUGUCAGAAGAUAUACAUGUGCUUACUCAAGACCUUGCAAGGACAAUUCUGGAAAUAGGGGACUAUGACGUCCAGGCUGCCAUUUCUGAAGCUCUGUGCAGGUUGAUGGCCAAGAAAUCCAGGGACAACCUUGUUCAUAAAUGGUUUGAAGAUAGCUUUAUUGCUCUAGCUUUCAAAGAGAUAAAGGACAGAGACUUUGAGACGGAUAGCAGAAAAUUUCUUAAUCUUCUAAAUAGCAGACUUGGUGAUCAAAGAAGAGUGUAUUCCUUUCCUUGCAUCGCUGCCUUUGCUGAUGAGAAUGAGAUGAGGAAACCAACCGACGAAAAGCUGGAGAAGUUUUGGAUUGAUUUUAAUGUUGGAAGCCAGAGUGUAACUUUUUACAUCAAUAAUCCGGAGGGACUUCUAUGGGAUUCAGUAAGACUUGAAAAGGAAGCAGUGAAAAGUUACGGUGUAAAAGAAUCCCAAGGGAAAAUAGUGUUUCAUGUGAAUCUGAAGAAUCGUCUCACGAUUGGCAAAAAAGAAGUAAAGAAAAUAGAAAUACACUUUGAUUCUCAAUUCAGUAUCUUCGAUUCUAGCAUUAAAGUUCUAGGAGAAGAUAAAAUAUUGAGCACCUCCACUGAGAGAAAGCAACAGUCAUCACCAGUCGUUUCCAGUAACUUGGAGAACCAAACAGUUGAGAUGUCUGAAUCCACAUUCCUGCAGUUCAAGCAAGAUCCUUCACAAAAUGAAAAAACGAGCUCGGCGUCGGACCUGUUGGCCUCUGAUAUUCGUGAUCCAUCUGAAGGAGAAAAAAUGAACGACACUGAUCCUUCAGCUGAGAUGCAUCAAAUAUCUAAAUUUGAAGAUACCGGAUUAGAUCAAGAAGUAGCCCCCCAACAGGACAACUCGGACACUUCCCAAUUUAAUGGCCAACCCAGCCAAACACCUGAGAUGAAGUCAUUGGAGGUCUUGGUUGUAGAGGUUCAUUCCUCCGAGGAAGAUGUUUCAGAGAAGACCAGUCAAGCAACAAAUCCAAACCAGACAAUUUCUGAAACAAAAGAGAAUAUUUAUGACUUUGGACAUUCUUCUGAUUCUUUGUCUCAUCAGUUGGUCACUACUGCAAAGCAAAAAUAUUUAAGCAAAAACAAUCCCCAACUGAAAACAAGGGGUAAUAAAAAACAAGACACGAAAUUGGAGACUUCGUCUGGCAGCCUUAGGAAACACCUAUUCUCUGAGAGUAAUUUUGAAACCAGCAAUGGUACCAGUGAAAGAUCUUGGAUUAAUGAGCAGAAGGAAAAGAGUGUAAAAUCAUAUCCUAGCAAGAAAAGACCAAGGGUCAGAAGUAAAUUAAAAGUUUUGCCAUUGUCAUCGGCAAGUAGUGGCAGUGAUCAUCAGAAGACCAAAUCUAGACUAAGAUCGAGGGGGAAGGAAGCGCCAAGAAAAAAGCCUAACGCCGCAUCUGCUGAAGCAACAGUCGAAGGCCUAGCAGGCUUUUUAACUCCUGAAGAUUCCGUUCAAAAACCAUCACUCCUUCCUGAUGAUUCCGAAGCUUCUGCUCUCUCCUUGUUAGGCGUUGCACCUUACCCAGAGCACUCUGAUUCUGCAGAGGAGAAAUUACAGUCUGCAGAUCACAAAUCAGAGAAAGAUUCCCCCUCCAAGCGGAAACUAAAGACUUUGGGAUUUGUAGGUAAUGAUUUAAUAAAGCUGAAACAUUCAAAAUUAGAACCUUCCAGCAUACUCUCCCAUUUUCCUGCUACCAUCCAACAGAAAGAACUUUUUACCUUGAUACAGAAAGAAAAAGAACCUUUCGCAGAACAGGAAGCUGAUCCGGGCGACAUCUUGGUUCCAGAUGAUUCCACAAAGAGUUUAGCAGAAUCACCUAUUAUCUGUACAUUUGAAACUUUCACUACAGAACUGAAGAAAAAGUUUUGGUCUAGGUACAGGAAGGAGGAACUUUGUGCAAAAAAUGCUACGGCAGCAUCUGAGAAUAUAAUCAUGCUACUGAACCAAAUACACCAGUGCAGACUGGAUAAACUUGAACAGUUCCACAAGAUUGUUCUUCAAGAACUGGCUAAUCUUGAGAGGGAUGCUCAAACGCUUACAGACCUUGAGGGGGACAUAUUGGAGUUUUGGAAGAAGCAGUCUGAAGAACUGAACUCCUUCUGUGAUCUGCAAGAGCAGAGACUCCAGUCCAUGAGUUCGACAUUAGGACCCCCAGCUCCAGGUUUUGUGCAGGACACACAGGCUGAACUGCCAGAGGAAAAUAUGGGUGAAGACGAGGAGGUCAAGGCAGCUGCCAGUGAAAACAAAUAACGUGCUUGGAGUUUGUGAUCCCCACUGUAACUCUUGCACUAGGACCAUCUUCUUUCCUGAGAAUCGCUGACUUGAUCAGACCAAUUGGCAGCAUCAAAAUGGUGGUGGAUUUGUAAGUGAGCCUCAGAUUCCUCAGGAGCCAUACUUCCAGGGAAAUUGCCCAGAUCAAGUUCUGAAGUCAGUCAGCCAAGGAUAAGUGACUUGGAGUUAAUUGAAAAAGUAAUUGAAAGCCCUCCAUUUCCACUACUGAAAGCACACAAUGCCUUCUCUGUCUUUCUGCUGUAUUUGUGUAGAUUAUGGCCCGUCUGGAAGAUGUACAUCUGCAAUGCAUUUCUUUGGGAAAUAUGUUCCUAUUUUCUCCAGAUUACAUUUUGGGGAGGCAUAGAGGACAUUUACUUUGAGGCCAAAAAUCUGAUGACAUGCAAAAUGCGGUCCUACCAAUUUAAUGAAUUUUACUGAAUACUAAAGCUUCCUCUAUGAUAGAAGAUAUAGAAUGCAAAAGAUGAAAAAUCUAAGACUAGUUUGUGACCUUCCUGCAAUUACUAUCAAAGUGAUUGCAGUCAUUUAUCAGAAAACUCAAACUGAACAAGGAAAAGUCAUUAAUACAUGUGCUACUUUGGGGAAGUGAGUGAUCUGUGGAUUAAGCCAUUCAGGCGUUAUCCAUCCAUCAAUCGAUGAUUAUGAAUGUACUAAUAACCUGUGUUUCAAAUUCAAGGCAGUAAUUGUUUAAAGAAAUCCUUCGUUGCUUUCCUUUUGUGUUCAUGGGUUUUGAUUAAUCUAAAUGAAUUGCCCUUAUAAAACACAGGAGUUACAGAUCUUGAGCUUUUUGCUGAAAUGCUUUGUUUAUUUUUCUUUGGACUAAAAAAAAUUGAGAUUA
Ornithorhynchus anatinus (platypus) is the source of this 3865-nucleotide messenger RNA. RefSeq names its product synaptonemal complex protein 2 like (gene SYCP2L). The record is from RefSeq and is a predicted model, not a curated record. NCBI's taxonomy places the organism in Eukaryota, Metazoa, Chordata, Mammalia, Monotremata, Ornithorhynchidae. The transcript is spliced from 36 exons. Bases 76 to 2988 code for a protein of 970 amino acids.